AUGAGCGCGGCGCCCGUGCUGCUGAGCGCGGCCGAGGUCCAGCGCCACCUCCGCGGCGGCGGCCGCCUCCUCGCGGCGCUGGAGGCCGCCCUGGCCGCCUUCUCCCGCGGCCCCGCGGGUGGCGUGGCGCAGCCCGUGCGCUCCGUGGUGCCCGUGGCGCCGCACCGGGGGUUCCUGGGGGUCAUGCCGGCCUACAGCGCCGCGGAGGACGCCCUGGCCACGAAGCUCGUCACCUUCUAUGAGCGCCCCCGCGCCGCCCCCGCCGCGCCCUCGCACCAGGCCACCGUGCUGCUGCUGGAGCCGCGCUCCGGAGCCCUCCUGGCGGUCAUGGACGGAAACGUCAUCACCGCGAAGAGAACCGCAGCCGUGUCCGCCAUCGCCACCAAGUUUCUGAAGCCGCCCAGCAGUGAAGUGCUGUGCAUCCUGGGGGCUGGGGUCCAGGCCUACAGCCACUAUGAGGUCUUCACGGAGCAGUUCUCCUACAAGGAGGUGAGAAUCUGGAACCGCACUAAGGAGAAGGCCCAGAAGUUUGCAGAUUCCGUGGCGGGAGAGGUGCAGGUCUGCUCAUCCGUCCAGGAGGCUGUGACCGGUGCCGAUGUGAUCAUCACAGUCACCAUGGCAACAGAGCCCAUUUUGUUUGGCGAGUGGGUGAAGCCGGGGGCUCACAUCAAUGCCGUGGGGGCCAGCAGGCCGGACUGGAGGGAGCUGGACGACCGGCUGCUGGCGCAGGCCGUGCUGUACGUGGACUCCCGGGAGGCGGCCCUCAAGGAGUCCGGGGACGUGCUGCUGUCCGGAGCGCAGAUCUUCGCUGAGCUGGGUGAGGUGGUGGCGGGCGUGAAGCCGGCGCUCUGCACGGAGACCACCGUGUUCAAGUCUCUGGGAAUGGCGGUGGAGGACGCGGUCGUGGCCAAGUUAGUGUACGAUUCCUGGGCUUCUGGGAAAUAG
Pipistrellus nathusii (Nathusius's pipistrelle) is the source of this 945-nucleotide messenger RNA. NCBI's taxonomy places the organism in Eukaryota, Metazoa, Chordata, Mammalia, Chiroptera, Vespertilionidae. The record is from the annotation of a GenBank genome assembly.